This is a messenger RNA of Varanus komodoensis (Komodo dragon), 10384 nucleotides long. It is a transcript of the gene GRK6, whose product is annotated as G protein-coupled receptor kinase 6. NCBI's taxonomy places the organism in Eukaryota, Metazoa, Chordata, Lepidosauria, Squamata, Varanidae. The coding region runs from base 60 to 1787 and encodes 575 amino acids. Gene Ontology annotation, cellular component: plasma membrane; cytoplasm. The record is from RefSeq and is a predicted model, not a curated record. The transcript has 16 exons. Gene Ontology annotation, molecular function: ATP binding; G protein-coupled receptor kinase activity. Gene Ontology annotation, biological process: protein phosphorylation; signal transduction; regulation of signal transduction.
CCCGGUGUAGGAGGAGGUGACCGUAGUAGCUGCAGUGGCGGCGCCUUGGGCGGGCCUCAAUGGAGCUCGAGAAUAUCGUGGCCAACACUGUGCUGCUCAAGGCGCGCGAGGGUGGAGGAGGGAACCGAAAGGGAAAGAGUAAAAAAUGGCGACAAAUGCUGCAGUUUCCACACAUCAGCCAGUGUGAAGAUCUUCGGCAUACAUUGGAGCGAGACUACCACAGUUUGUGUGAGAAGCAGCCCAUUGGCCGCCUGCUGUUCCGUCAGUUUUGUGAAACACGAGUUGAGCUUAUGCGCUGUGUCAAAUUCCUGGAUGCUGUGGCAGAGUAUGACGUGACCCCUGAUGAGAAACGGAAAGAGUAUGGGCAGUGCCUGAUUGAGACCUAUCUGAACCCUAAGAGUGUGGACCAUGUGCCUGAAGUGCCCCCGGAGCUAGUAAAUCUGUGUUCUGAGCGACUGGAGCAGGAACCGAGUAAAGAGCUCUUUAAGGAAUCUACCAAGCUCAUCCAUGACUAUCUUAGCAUGGCGCCUUUUGCCGACUACCUUGACAGUAUUUUCUUCAACCGCUUCCUGCAGUGGAAAUAUUUGGAAAGGCAGCAUGUGACCAAGAACACUUUCCGCCAGUAUCGUGUACUGGGAAAGGGAGGCUUUGGAGAGGUGUGCGCUUGCCAGGUGCGGGCCACCGGGAAGAUGUAUGCCUGCAAGAAGCUGGAGAAGAAGAGGAUAAAAAAGCGGAAAGGUGAAGCCAUGGCCUUGAAUGAGAAGCAGAUACUGGAGAAAGUGAACAGUAGGUUUGUAGUGAGCUUGGCCUAUGCAUACGAAACAAAAGAUGCCCUGUGCUUGGUCCUGACGCUCAUGAACGGCGGGGACCUGAAGUUCCACAUCUACCACAUGGGCGAAGCAGGCUUUGAGGAGCCCCGGGCAGUUUUCUAUGCUGCUGAAAUCUGCUGUGGCUUGGAGGACCUCCACAAUGAGAGGAUAGUGUACAGGGACCUGAAGCCAGAGAAUAUCUUGCUGGAUGACCAUGGUCACAUCCGCAUUUCUGACCUGGGGCUUGCUGUUUAUGUUCCGGAGGGACAGACGAUAAAAGGCCGAGUGGGAACAGUUGGCUAUAUGGCUCCUGAAGUGGUGAAGAAUGAGCGGUACACAUUCAGCCCUGACUGGUGGGCCUUAGGAUGCCUGCUGUAUGAAAUGAUUGAGGGCCAGUCCCCAUUCCAGCAACGCAAGAAGAAGAUCAAGCGUGAAGAAGUGGAGCGGCUAGUGAAGGAAGUGCAAGAGGAGUAUUCUGAGAAGUUCUCACCCGCUUCACGCUCUCUCUGUUCCAUGCUCCUGUGCAAAGACCCGCUAGAACGACUGGGAUGUCGAGGUGCCGGUACCCAGGAGGUGAAGGAGCACCCGCUCUUCAAGCACUUGAAUUUCAAGCGGUUGGAAGCAGGGAUGCUUGAUCCACCAUUCAAACCUGAUCCCCAAGCUAUCUAUUGCAAGGAUGUGUUGGAUAUCGAGCAGUUCAGCACAGUCAAGGGAGUAGAACUGGAGCCCAUGGACCAUGACUUCUACCACAAGUUUGCAACAGGAAGUGUGCCUAUUCCCUGGCAAAAUGAGAUGAUAGACAUGGAGUGUUUCAAGGAGCUGAAUGUCUUUGGUCCAGAUGGAGCCGUUCCUCCUGACCUGGACUGGAAGGGGCAGCAGCCAACAGUACCCAAAAAGGGUUUACUCCAACGUCUCUUCAGCCGACAGGACUGCUGUGGGAACUGCAGUGAAAGUGAAGAGGAACCCACUCGCCUCUAGGUCCAGCUAGUCCAUUCUUUCUAUAAGCCUGGCCAAGCCGUGAGCUGACUCUACAAAAGAGAUGGUACUGGCCUUGUCCUGGCCUGGCUUACAGUCCAAUUGCACACGCGGGCUGUAGGAUGUACGGGCCCCUCAUUUCAGGGAGGCAGCAGACCCCCGCCCCCAGAGGAAGUGCUCCCGGAAUGGGGACAGGAGGCGACUGCAAAGACCUUCAGGGUGCUGCUGUGAGAUCAUCCUGCCACGCCUCUUUCCUUGCAGGAAGGUGAUGGCAGACCUAGUGGAACAUGCCAGGGCUGGCCCUGGCUCCGGCCUUUGGCCCUCCCGUCCGCUCAGCUACUGGAAUUUGUUUUAUAUAUUUAUAAUGAAAUAUCUAUGAAUGUAUGUAUAUAGCAUAUGUACAUUUGCAAUGGUGGGGAGAGGUCCUUCUGCAUUUCACCCAUCCUUUCUCUGUCUGUCUCUUACCUCAUCACCCUUGCUGCACCCCGGUGAAUACUGUGUACCUGUAACUUCUGAAAAGCAAGGAAGCGGCUCCCCUCACUGCCCCAAGCAGUGGCUUCUGGCCCUUACGAGGUUUUUUCAAGUUCCUUUCCUGGAUCCUGGGUCAUAUUUUUGUAGCCUCAGUGGAGAUGGGGACUGGGAGGAGAUGAGGUAUGGCAGCUGAAACACACAAGCAGCCACCACUGGUCUGCAGGAGGCAGUCAGGACCUGCUGUGCGUGCCUGCGUCCUUACCUGUCCUUACCUGUGUCUCCCCAGUUGACUUGCAUUAUUGCCCCAGUGCACUGUAACAGCGGCAGCAACGAUUGAAGGCUCCUUCUAGCCAUGUCUAGGCAACACCCACAGGCUGCUCUGGGAUGACCGGCUGUGGGCUUUUUCUCCAGGACAUGGCUUCGUGGGAAUAAAGGAAGCCUAGUAACAGUCAGUCUCAUUACUGUUUGUAGAAGCAAACUGGUUUCCAGCUUUAAUUUCUGUUGUGAAGCUCUAAUGGGACCUGAACUGAUGAGGAGAAAUUGGGUGUGUUUAUAUCUUCUGCUGGAAGCCUCUGUAGGAACUGAGUCCAUCUUUUGUUUUUAGCUUCUUCAUUUCCCUGUACCACUAUGCCCCUCAAAAAGCAAUGCUUUUGACUGUCCUAGUACAGUUUUCCAAAGGAAUGACUCUAGUUGAAUCACCUGCCAGAUGUGCCAAUGCUGAAACCUGGGCUCUUGAGCCCUCUGUACUCUUGGCAGGGGGUCAGACCACAGAACAAGUGGGAGAGCUGGGAUCAGAUCCUUUGACAUACUAUUUUUAUUGUAAAUUGGGUGCUGGCUCUCUCCAUUUGGAAGAGAAAGUGUGUGGUUCACCUUUUCCUCUGUGCACAAGGUUCCCAAAGUGAAUUGUGCUCUGAAGCUGCUAUUAGCUCCCCAACAGGGGGGAAAAAUGUGACAACCAGUAUUUGUACACAGUGGGGCAAAAUGCACCUCUGGGGGAGCCGUUGGUGUCUGGCCCCAUAUGCCUUGUGUUUCCUUCUGUGUGGUCCAAGGUCCUGGUCCUCUCUUCCACAGGCUCCCAUGACUGGAGCCCAGGGCUCCAGAGCUGCAUUUAUGCCUUUAUGAUGUCAUGCUGAGCAGCCCUGUUCCACUCCUCAGCCAGGCCUAAAGCUUUCUGCCAUUAUUCUUUCCCUGAGUUCAUGUCUCAUGUGCACAUCUUCAGUCUCCCAGUAGUUAUCUCUGAGCUCAUGGUCUGUGUUGGGAGCAGGGGCACUGCCUUUCUGCAGAACAGUUAGCCUCAUUUCUCAGUUCAGCUGUGGUACCUCAUGUCAGUAUUGCACUUCUCGGUAAUACUGAGGCGAUUUUGAGUUCAUUUGUUAAUCGGAACUACUGAUUGGUCACUGCUGUGGUGCGGAAGUAGAUGCAGUGCAUACAUCACAGGUGCUGGUACAGUUUCAUGGGUUUGGGACAUCAACCGGCCUGCCUUGAAUUUGAGGGUACAGCAACUCUUCCCUGGCUUCUGUGUGGCUGACAGAACAUCUGUUACCGCCUUCCACCCUUGACUGAUCUCUGCAUCUUCUCUGCACCAACCAUAAUGGGCCCCUCUGACAGCCUGACAUUCAGCUUCUGGAUUAGAAUCUCCUUUUCAUCCUUUCCUUCCUUGAAAAUUCUAAUUGGCCAUGAGAUGCUAUUUAUAGACUUCCUGGAAGAAAUGGGGGGGGGGGUCUUUUCCCUUUAUUAUUUUUAAAUCAACUCAGUUCUUCCUUCAAAAACCUUUAUAAAUAAUUCUGGCUGUCUUAAGACGAAAAACUUGGCUGAUAAUAUAAGCAUGUAUGAAUUGAGGUGAUCUCAUCCUAAACCAUAUCACAGAGCUGACUCAGAUGUCAGAUGUAUAGACCCAGUCUAUAAAAUACAGUUUUUAAAAUGGAGAAUGCACUGCAACUGUGAACAUAACAUAGGAAGGCUUAACUGCAAUAUGAUUGUGGAUCCCAGGUCUGUGUUAUAUUGCAGGGAAUCUUAGAGUUGGCAGUGAUACCUGUAAAUUUGCUAUUGAGAUUGGAGUUCUUUCUGCAUUUUUAAGUGCAAUAUCUCCUUAAGAUUUGUUAGAUAUACAUAUUGCAAACACACCAGUGAAAGGGACUGUUUCACAAGUGACAGAGUUAUUUGAUUUACUAAUAUCUGCCACUUGUUAGAAAGAAAUUACCUUUUUAAUUUAGAUUUCAUCCAAGUUGGGAAUGUGGACUUUUCUAUCUUAUAGUAAAGGCAUAGGUGUUUUUUUUUUUAAAAAAUCAGGUUCUAUUUGUAUUAUAAAAGAUUUAUAUAGAAAUACUUGAGUGUAGCUCUUAAAUGUUAAACAGAAAAGCAUGUUAAUGUUGUCCUCAGUGACAAAUUUUGUGUUUUAGCUCUGAUUAUAAACUAGAAACCUUGUUCUUCAUCGAAACUGGAACAGGGUGUUCAUUGUGUCUCUGUGACCUGUGUGGUGGCAGGUCUUGACAGGAAUACUUGAGACAGUUAUAAAACGGUUUUGUGUUUGUCCCUCUCGCCUAUUAUGGUUUACUCUGACUGGCAUCGUCUUUCUCAUCACCUACUAUUGAACAGAGAUGCCAGGAAAUGAAACUGUAAUGCCAGGAAAUGGGGCCUUCUGUACGUGCUCUACCAGUGAGUUACAGUCCCUCCCGUAUUGGCCACCACUCCAAUGAACUGGGAACCAAAGAAUGGUGUGACAUUGAACAUUUUACUUGAUUAAGUUCUGGUUUAAAUAUUUGGGGGUUGAGAGGGGUGCUCACUUUUUAUGACAUAGGCAGGCUCCUGCCUUGCAAAGAAGAAUGGUUGGAGCAAUGUUCUUCUGAGGGUAGGAGCAGCUGUACUCAGUUCGGCAUUCGGCAUUCCCCACCAAUUUUUUCCUUUGUGACUGCCAAAACUCUAGCCUGAUCUGCUGACCUGGGUCACUCUUCUUUAUUCUCCAUGUCUACAUUCCUCUCAUGACUCUUCCCCCACCUCCCUGCAUCCCUUUGUAAACCCAAAUGGUACCUGUGCUUAUUUUCCCCACUCCUAUUCAAACGUGUAUCCAAUUCUCUCCUCUCAUAAUGGGCUUGGUCUGCCCGCUGUUAGCACUUCUAAGGAGCUCUGUCUGCUUUCCAUCUUCUAUAGUUAAACUAGUGUGUGGUUUGUCUCUGCUUAACUGCAGAGAAGAAAGAUUACAUACAAUGGUGAUGUUACGAGAUGUACAAUGCAGAUAUGCCCACUAGAAGCAUUGGGAACUGGGCAUGCCUAAGCAAGGAACUGCUUCCUUUCUGGAACUGUUUUUCUCUCUCCUCUGCUUUCUCCUCAAGAAGAACUCCAAGAAUAAAAGGAGCUCCUUCACAGUAACUGUGGUGUGCCCCAUUCAUAAGUACAAUAACAGAAACAAGCAUGCUUUGUGAGUAUAUGUCAGUAUGUACUUUGUGGACUGGCAUCCCUGUCUUAAAUUGCAUGGAAGUGUGAAUGUAUUGUAGAUUUGGCAUUACCCAUUGGAGAAAAGAACCAGUUUGAGUCUUCCUGUGCAUGCACUGUUGCAAUAACUGAUACUGUACCAUCAUCUUUCUUAGAAAGUGACUUUGCUCAUGGACUGUGGAGAUGUGAAAUGCAUAAGAGGUCAGCUGCACAAGAAAUGUUGAUUAACAAGCUGUAAAUGUUUGGCCUUGCUGGAGCGUGUAAAGCAAACUACACUGUGGUGUCAUAUUAAUGAAAGCUUGAUAGAAAGUCAGAGCCACAGUCUGAACCAGGCCAGUAUCGUCUGUGUUGUGGCCUGUGGCCUGUGCCCUCCCCGGCCCACCCUGCAUCAGAUUCCCCCCAGCGCUGCACCGGCCUUGCGACUGUCCUGCAGCGCAGUACGAUGCUCCUCCGAUGGAUGGGUGUGGCUUUGCUGCUGGUCACUGGCAUGGAAAAAAAGCCCUCUGCAAUUUCCCGCGUUAUAAAAUAAGAGCCAUGACUUAAAUUCAUGAAAUAGUAUGGCCAGGUAUCAUUUAAUGUCAUUUUUUUAAAGUUUUAUGUAGCACUCAAUGGAGAGCCACCUAAACAUCGGAGGAAAUCAACACACAGUUGUUAAAUGUCAAAAAAUUAAAAGUAGGCAGGCACUAAAUGUCAACACAUAAACACCAUCCAGGUUUUUAAAGUGCAUGCUGUCAUUCCUGAGUGGUAACCCAAAGGCCAUCCAUAAAAAGGCAGAUGAAGGCUUCAGUGGAAGCUGAUGGUUAGAGAAUUUUUAUUUUUUAUUAAAUUGUUUUUAAUUAUAUAGCAAAGGGAAAUCGUCCCUUCUCGUUCAGCUGCAGAGGAAUGUUGAGAGCUGUGUGACCACCUCCCCACAGCCUGCUCUUCCACAGGAACAGAGGAAGGGUUGCUGCUUAAUAAAUACGUGGGAACAGGCACUACCUCAGGGACCCUAGCCCUAGACUCCCCAAGGUUUUAAAAGUUGAAACCAGUAUUUGAAUAGAGACUGGAGACAUUGGCAAGCAAUGCAGAUAUUUCCAGAUAGGUGUAGAUGGCCUCUCUGGACAGUUCAGCGGUCACACAUUUCACUAAUGUGAGCACAUUGCAGUAGUCAAUCCAGAGAUUGCUACAAUACGUACCCUGGUACCUAAAACCUGAUAAGGGUGCCACUGUUGCACAAAUAUGCAAUCAGUCUCUCUUUACAUGUGAGAAAGAUUCAAUAUAAGCUGAAUCUCUAAUAUCACAAAAAAUUUGCUACUCUACCAACAUCUGCUGUUGAUAUCUGAAUUAAGCUUCAAUGUGUUAGCCUUUAUCCAGUUGUUCACAGCUUUGGGAACCUAUGGAUCCUUCUGAAAUCAGGAGAAGCAGAGCAGUGACUCCGUAGUUUAGGAUAUCCCACAACUUCAUCAGCAGCCUCAAAGGAUCCUAGAGCUGGAAGAAUCCUUGCAGGUCACCCACCUAGCCUCCUACCAAUGCUGCCUUGAUAGGUGGCUCUCAAUCUCUGCUCAAAAACUCUUUUACCAUGUUCUGCUGCUGCAGAACUAGUACCAUCAGCAACUUCUUCCUAAGAUUUAGUCAAAAUCCCUUUGUUAUUGCUUGAGGUCCUACCCUCCGGAGCAGCCUUCUCCAACCUGACACUUUCCGGAUGUGUUGGACUACAAUUCCCCCCAGCCAGCAGGUCUGAUCUUGAUGGGAUCAUGGGACUUGUUAUCUGACAGCUGGAGGAUACCAGGCUGGGGAAGGUCACUGUGGAGUGCACCAGGAUGUAUGCAACAAAAUUUCUUUCAUAUCUCUUGUCUCUUCUCCAGUCUAAUCAUGCCCAGCUCCUUUAGCCUUUCCUCACAGGACUUUUCUGCAGACCCCUUGCCAUCUGCAUCCUCCUCUAAAUAAAUUCCAGUUUGAUGGUUCUUCUCUUCAAACUGGUGCCCAGAGCUGGACAGGGUGUUUCAUAUGAAGCCUGGGCAAAGGAGAAAAAACCAGGACCGUUAUUUCUUACAAUCUAGACACGAUUCUUUUGCUGAUGCAGCCUAGAACUCCAUUAGUCAUUUGAGUUACUCCUUUAUACUACUGACUCAUGUUUCGCUUCUGAUCUACUAAUAUGCCUAGAUCCUUCUCACAUGCACUGUGUUAAGCCAGGUCUCACAGAUUGUUAAUGUACAAAUAAGUCUUCCUACUUAAUUGCAGAACUUUACAUUUAUCUGUAUUGAGAUUAUUUUUAUUAGUUCUGGCCUGGUUCUCCAUCCUGUCAAGAUCCAUGUGAAUUCUAGUUCUGUCUUCUGAAGUAUUAAGCAGUGCAAUAUCAUCUGCACAUUGAAGGAACAUUCCUUCUACUACUUCGUCCAAAUGAUUAGUCCAGAUAGGAACAUUGGUUCUAGGACAGAAUCCUGCAGCAUCCCUCUUGUACUUUCCCUCCAGGUUAACAAAGAGCCAUUCAUGAAUACCCAUUAGGAAUGGCCCCCUACAAAUCACCCAGUAGUAACAUCAUUUAACCCACAUGUUACCAGUUCACCAGCUAGAACUCUAUGGGAGAUGGUGCCAAAGCCUUUGUGUCAACAUUUACUACAUUUACAUCUUUCCCAGGAUCUACUAGGCUAGUGAUUUUCUCAGACAGUAGAUAUGCACUUGAGAAACUUAUGCUAGUUCUUUGUAAACAUAAUAUUUUCCCCUAAAUAUGCAUGCCUGACUGGUUUCUUCCAGAACCUUUUCAGGUAUCCAUUUCAAACAAAGGAGUUGCCUACAUCCUUGACUUUCCCACUUACUGCUUGAAGAUGAAGACAGCAUUUGCUUGCCUCCAUUUCCAAAAAUUAUUGACAGAGGCUCUGAGUUUGCAUCUGCAAGUUCCUUUAAUAGACUAGGCUGUAAUUCAUCAGAUCCUAAAUGAGAAUUCAUUUCAUCUCUCUUCCUUUUACUCCAAAUAUAGCCCACACCUUUUUGUUAUUUUUAACCUUCCUUGCAUGCCUAAGAUCAUUCUGUGCUUUAACUCUCCUCACAUUCAUCCUGUAAUCUUUGAGUACUUGUUUGCAUUUGUUCUUGGUACAUAAGACCCUGUCCUUAUGAACAUGUCACUUUAAUUCUGAGCUCAUCAGAAAACUUAUGUAGCUGGUAGUUCUUUGGUUGCCUUGUUUUGUUUUUAGAUCACAGGUGGGCAGAAGGCAAAUCUCCAGAUGUUUUAGAUCAGUUUGACAAUUUGUCAAGAGUCCUAGGAGUUGAAAUCCAAAACAUCUGGAGAUUCACUUGCUUUAAAACAUGUAGCAGUUACUCUCAUUUGAAACUCCUUGUUUAUUGUUCCUGUUUGCUCACUCUGAAUUAUCUGUGUUAAAUAAAAGAAACAAAAUACAAUUUUAAGGUUUAGGAAACUGAAUGCUCCCAAAUUAAUAUCUCAUUGAAAGCCAUUGGAAUCCCUUGUAAUGAUUAAAUAUUAUGACUGCAUUUUGUUGUGCAAUAACAUGACUAUCCUAUUUAGCCUAAAAUACUUGGCUGAAGUGUCUCCUAACCCUGUAUGUUGAGAAAUAUGUCUUUAUCUACAAAGACUACAACCAGGUAAAUGGAACAUUUGAGUUCUCACACACACGUGCGCGCUGGCCCAAGACAUUUUGCUGUCUCAGGCAAAGGAUAAGAUGACAUUCCCCUCUCCCCAAGUUUCCAUACAGAACCUGACUGCAGUUGAAUCUCUUUUAAAUGCUGGUAACAACUUGGCCUCUUCCACCACAGCUGAGGGGAGCAGGCCCUUUGACAGAGUGCAAGACAGGUUCAUAGCUUUGCCCCCCAAGAGAGGGAUUGCAAGGGAGUUGCCCCCCACCACCUCAAGCAGUUGUGUCACUGCCUCAUGCUAGAGCUGGCCCUGCAUUCUCAGCCAUGCAUGUAAGGGACAGUCUUACCAGGAAUUAGUAUCAAAAUAUGCUAGGAGUUUAAGUUUCAAUUGCUGUUUUCUCCCAAGAGGGUUGGUCCAGGCACUGAAUAGCAUUUGUGACUUAUUGUGCUUGUCAUUGUUCAUGGUGACUGUGAGUCAUACUGUUGAAAGAUACAAAGACCUAAGAUCAGAUAAUUCAUAGAAGUGUUAAUCCAGCCUCCUUUGUUUAGCUGGCCAAAAGGCCUCUGCCCCUUCUCUGGUCCCAUCUUUCAGUGACUUAGCCCAGGAAGCACCUCCACACUGAAGCUGAAGGGCAGGGGAGGGAAGAGAGGCAGCCACUCCGAGCAUAGGUGGGUACAUUUUAAAACCUCUGUGCCCAAAAUAGUUUAUUUACUCAUGACAGCUGCAGGAGCAACUUUUAAUCGUUGCUGCGGUGUUUAGGUGCCUAAUUAACAUUUUGAGUGACUAAGGGUUCGAUUCUAUGCAAGUUUAGAUCUUCUACAGCUUCCAGCAUGCCCCUGGGAGUUGUAGGCUACAUCUGUAUAGGACUGCACCUUGAAUGGUAAUUUAACUACAUAACGUGUGAUUUUUAUUAUUUCGAAUGCAUUUUUUUCUCAGUAAUGUGACUGGGAAGCACAAUUGUGGUAAGGCAGUGUGAGAGAUAGAGAAAAUGCCUGAGAUGAUGCAUUUAUCACAGCAGGUGUCACCUAAACCGAAUGAAAAUGAGAGCUCCCCCCCAACACGAAAUGUAUGCAGACUAAACUGAUAGACGGUAAUUCAUGUGAUUAAAUCAGCAAAGUCUUUUUUUGUCUAA